GUAGUCCCAAGGAUCAAUAUGGCCUAUCGUUGUCACUUUUGUCAACUACCAGGGCACUUUAUUCGAGAAUGCCCGUUCAAGCUUCAGCCUAAUGGCGCGGAGAUGGCCGCCAGGAUUCGCGACGGUGGAUUAGGGACUUCAAACCGGAAUGAGCCAAACGGGAUUCUGCAAGCGUUAGCACAAGGGACUAGCACAUCUAAUGCUAUUGUUCCAUAUCAGGCGCCACAGGACAGAAGUUUUGGCGGCAACAACGGGAGCUACAAUCGAGGUGGGAACUUUAAUUAUUGUGGAGGUUACAGCGAUGGGCAACGUUACUCGAGACCUUGGUCGGGAGGCUACAGAGAUCGGGAACGGGAUAACAAGUUGGAUGGGAUGUACGGGUUACUAUCCGAGCAAAUGGAGGAACGGGAACAAAAAAAGAAGGAGUCUGCCCAACUUAAGUUGUUAGCGGAGGAAAAGAAGAGGCUGCAAGCCGAAGAAGAAAAGAAGCAACAGGCAAUCAAGGAACGAGAGCAGCAGGAGGGGAAGUUGGGAAAGAUCGUUCGAACAAGUGUGCAGGCAGUAUGUGAGGCUGCCUUGGGUAGGAAGGUACACAUACCGGAGGAUGAGGAUUACGAGAUCAGCAGAUUAGGGAAGGAGCUAGAAGAUCUACGGACGAAAUCAUCGGAAGCAUCGAGCAGCUCUAGAGAAGAUGACUCGAGGCUGGAGGCUUUACGUAAGGAGAAAGAAGCUCUGCUCAAGAUGAGAAAUCAGGAGACAGAGGAAGAACGUUUGCGGAAGGAGAUUGCGCAACUAAGGAGUCGUAAUGGUCCUGAUAAACCGAACAAUUUGAAGGAGGAUGAAAUCCUGGCACUGCAGCUGCAGAAUAAGGAGUCAAACGCUUUUCGUACGGUGCUGGAAGGCAAGAACGCUGAGGCCUCUGCACUACAAUCCGAGAACAAACAUCUCAAGAAAGACUUCUCCGAAUUGCGUGAUGAGGUCUUGGCACUCCGAGGGAAGAGGGAUGCGGGCGCAGUCACUGAGAAGAGCCCGCUUGAUGAACCAGCAAGGGGGAAGCCGCGUGCGGGGCCGUCCUCUACGGCGAUGUACACCCCGAAGGACCUUGGAGACCUCCAGAAAGCCUACAAGGAAUCUCUAGCUGGUAAGGAGAUGGCAUUGAAGGAAGCGCAGAUGUUGAAGGAGCGGAUGCCACACAAGCACUUGAUAUUGGAAGGCACUAGCGAGGGUCUGGACUGGCCUCCUACACGAAAAUUUUAAAAGAUUCUGAUGGUACAUUUUUUCAGGCCUACUACACGAACAAAAUUUUAUGUGAAGU
Molecule: messenger RNA, 1315 nt
Organism: Chara braunii
Lineage: Eukaryota; Viridiplantae; Streptophyta; Charophyceae; Charales; Characeae
Source: the annotation of a GenBank genome assembly